Messenger RNA from Penicillium diatomitis, 1074 nucleotides. RefSeq names its product glycosyltransferase family 32 protein. Gene Ontology annotation, biological process: protein N-linked glycosylation. The transcript has a single exon. Lineage: Eukaryota; Fungi; Ascomycota; Eurotiomycetes; Eurotiales; Aspergillaceae. Gene Ontology annotation, molecular function: alpha-1,6-mannosyltransferase activity. Gene Ontology annotation, cellular component: mannan polymerase complex. The record is from RefSeq and is a predicted model, not a curated record. The coding region runs from base 1 to 1074 and encodes 357 amino acids.
AUGCCGACAGUCCGCAAAGGCAUUUUUGUCGCAGUCUGCAUCCUCGCUCUUAUCUACCUCUUCCACUCCCGCCAACCGGCGACUAUUCCCGGCGCGCCUGGGUUUCGACCAGUGACAAAGAUCUCGGAGGAAGAGCAGAGCUCCCUCAAACAGCAGAGAACGGACAGGGCGAAUGCCAGACAGCGCCAUGCGCUUUCGUUUGGAAACGCGCCCUUGCACAACCGCCUGCGAUACCAAUUUCCCUACGACCUGCGGAGCAGGUUCCCGGCAUACAUAUGGCAGACAUGGAAGUAUGAUCCAUCAUCAAUGUGGUUUACAGACAGCUUGCGCGAGUCCGAGGCUUCGUGGACUACCUUGCAUCCAGGCUUCACACAUGAAGUGAUUACAGAUGACGUACAGCGGCACCUGAUUAUGUACCUCUAUGCAUCUCUCCCCGAUGUCUUCGAAGCCUACGACUCGUUACCGCUCGCGGUUAUGAAAGCCGAUUUCUUCAGAUAUUUGAUCUUGCUCGCACGGGGUGGCGUCUACAGUGACAUUGAUACCGUCGCUCUCAAACCAGCACCAUACUGGCUGCCGGAUGAGCUUGACCGAUCCAGGGUCGGCAUGAUUUUCGGAAUCGAAGCGGAUCCAGAUCGCCCGGAUUGGCACGACUGGUAUUCGCGACGCAUUCAAUUCUGUCAAUGGACCAUCGUGGCAAAGCCAGGCCACCCGAUCUUGCGUGACAUGGUCGCUUACAUUACUGAGGAAGCAUUGCGGAUGAAGAAGGCGGGGAUUCUCAAAGUCGGCAAGAUGGAUAAGACAGUGAUGGAAUUCACGGGACCGGGUGCCUGGACCGACGCCAUCUUCCGCUACCUCAACAAUCCUGACUACUUUCAAAUCGCCCCAGGUGAGAAGAAUAUCACCUACGAGGACUUUAGCGGCCAGACUGGUCAUCGGAAAGUCGGUGAUGUCGUUGUUUUACCGAUCACGAGCUUCAGUCCGGGUGUUGGGCAAAUGGGGGCUGGUGGUACAGAUGACCCCAUGGCCUUUGUGCAGCAUCGAUUUGACGGUGAGGCUUUCCUUUUGAAACAUUGA